AUGAAAUUAGCUUGCAUUGAAAAUAUCAGAAGACAAAAACAACAUGUAGAAAGAUAUAAAAGACAACUUGCAAGGCAUAGAAGUGGAGAAGAUAUAAGCUUAAAAUCACAAAAGACUUUUAGAAAACCAAAACAAGAAAAGCAUCUUAAAUCUUUUCAAGUAUAUAAAGAUGUGUUGUUUGAUGAAUUUUUAGAUAAAUCUAAGAAAUUGCAGAAGCUAACAAAUCAAAUAUUAAAAGUGCUAAGUCAGGUUUGGGAAUCACCUAAGUGA
Messenger RNA from Cetraspora pellucida, 270 nucleotides. Lineage: Eukaryota; Fungi; Glomeromycota; Glomeromycetes; Diversisporales; Gigasporaceae. The record is from the annotation of a GenBank genome assembly.